UGUGUGUAUAAAGCCGCGACCGCUGCACUUGGCUUCCAACAGUAGCUCUGGGCCCUUCUCGGCUGCAGGGGCAGCUGCUCCAAUGCCCCACAGCGGUCAUGAGCGUCCCGCAUUGGUGGGACCAGCUGCGGGCUGGCAGCUCGGAGGUGGACUGGUGCGAAGACAACUACACCAUCGUGCCUGCCAUCGCCGAAUUCUACAACACGAUCAGCAAUGUCUUAUUUUUCGUCUUACCGCCCAUCUGCAUGUGCUUGUUUCGUCAGUAUGCAACAUGCUUCAACAGUGGCAUCUACCUAAUAUGGACUCUCUUAGUGGUAGUGGGAAUUGGAUCCGUCUACUUCCAUGCAACCCUAAGUUUCUUGGGUCAGAUGCUUGAUGAACUUGCAAUCCUUUGGGUUCUGAUGUGUGCUCUGGCCAUGUGGUUCCCCAGAAGGUAUCUACCAAAGAUCUUUCGGAAUGACAGGGGCAGGUUCAAGGCUGUGGUCUGUGUCCUGUCUGCGGUCACAACGUGCCUGGCGUUUGUCAAGCCCGCCAUCAACAACAUCUCUCUGAUGACCCUGGGGGUUCCUUGCACUGUGCUCCUGGUUGCAGAGCUAAGGAGCUAUUUGCGCAGUUCACCCCCCUCGUCUUUGAAACCUUCCGAGCGCCUCUUAGGAUGCCACACCUUCCUGGGAUGCCACUCCCUCCACGGCUUCUUUUCAGUCUCUCGUGUAAGCUCGUUUGCUGUGCACCUUUGCGGGCACAUCCUCAUCUGCCUCGCUGCCUACCUGGGCUGUGUAUGCUUUGCCUACUUUGAUGCAGCCUCCGAGAUCCCUGAGCAGGGCCCCGUCAUCAAGUUCUGGCCCAGCGAGAAGUGGGCCUUCAUCGGCGUGCCUUACGUGUCCCUCCUGUGUGCCAGCAAGAAAUCACCAGUCAAGAUCACGUGAUGGCAUGGCCGUGGUGGCUUGGCUUCUCUGCUUAUUUUCCCUGAUGCACAGGCUCCCUUUGCCAGGAAAGACAUUCGGGGGUUUGCAGAGUCCAGGGUAGGGCCUGUCUUUUAAAAGUUCUGUUCCCUUGGGCUCAACUAACGUGUCUGUGGCCCGCCAGGACUCUACCAUGCAGGGGGAGGAAGGUCUUCCCCUUUCCCAAAGAUGGAAAGUGGAGGGCUGAGGGGCACCAGGUGGAACUUCUCAGCCUCUUCCAGAUACAGUAGUUUGUUGGGCUGUAUCCUUUCUGGCAAUGGCAGAGCAGUCCCUCGGGGAGCCCAUUUCCCAGUGGGAGAUGGGUCCAGACUCGACCAUUCCCAUGUGCUCUCCGUGUCAACUCUCCUGCUGACUGACAGGCCCUGUGACAGACUCAGACCUCUGUCUGAUGGAAGAUCCCAGGGAUUUUCAUUUGAGGAAACUGUCCUAAAACAAGACCAAGCCAAUGAAAUCCACACAGGGCUAAUGGCUAAGGAGGCAUCCAUGUAGAGCUCUCCGUAACCAGGUUUUACAUGCACUUGUGAAUCUUUUCUCUACUACCUCUGCUGAGAGAUGGGGAUUUGACUUCAGAGGAGGGUGAAGCAGACGAGAAAAACCCUCUGUGCCAAAAGCUACACUCUGCUUUAAGCCAUUCUUGAAGAUGAGCACAAUUUUUAGAUGUGGACAUUGUUGGCCCCCUCCCCAAACCAACGGUCUCACACACACACACACACACACACACACACACAGGAUAGUUGUGGUGUGAACAGGUCUGCACACAGACCCCGGCUCCUUAGUGCCGAGCUCCGUAAGGUCAGGCCUCAUGACAGUCACGGUGGGAGUCCUGCCUGGUUCAACGUCUGGAGCAGACAUGAAGUUCUGGAAACUUGUGCUGAUUAGAAGCCUUCUGGAUGCUCUUCCAUUUGGAAGUUAUCCCCCAAAAUGUCACCUCUUCUUUCUGCAAGAUUUCCUGCGGGAAUCAUACUCCAUAUUCUCCCAGUACAAGGUGCUUCCUGUGGUUUCUCCAAGGAUUUGAUAGCUGCUCUUCUCUAGAACUGUGGCUCUUUGGGUCGUGGGUGCAGCAGGCAAUGCUGUUGGCCUUCUCAGUUUUUCCUCACCUGAAGGGACACUAGCCAAAACUAAUCUCUUCAUUGGGCCGACUGAAGACUUUAAAACGGUCAUCAAGGUGUGAGGGGGAAUGCAUGACCUCAGGGAUACUCACUUUAACUGACAUCUCCUGCUUUGCAACAUUCCAUCAUGAAAGAGGGCGGGACAUCCUUGUGUGGAUGGGAGUCCUGUCGCUAAGGAUCUAAUAAUUGGGCAGGACCAGCGCGUGGCAGGUCUAGGAACUUUGGCUCCAGUUAGAAGUUGCACAGGAUCGAAGGUGAAAAGUCCAAUAAGGAACUGAACUGAGAGUUUAAAAAUGAAGGACUUUAUUCUGCUUCUGUGGUUUUCAAGUUAUUUUUAGCAGAACCCUAUCUGCAAUAAGAAACCAUCAAGGAACCCAAAUGUGUGAUAGAUGGUGCAUUCUAGUAGUUUAAAUUUAAGGCUAAACUUCUACAUUUCCCUUAAUAUCAUGCAGCGAAAAAUGCAAGUUAAAUUGGUGGUUUUCCAUGGUAAAAAAUUUGGGAUUGAAUGAGUGUACCCUGUUUAUUAUAGCUUAAAAAUAUACUUUAAAAAUGGUAUUUAAGUAUUUGUGGGGCUUCUAGUGCACUUCUGAGACCUAGGUGGUUCAUGAACUACCUAGAGUUUUGUUUUGUUUUUUAAAUUUUUAAUGUUUAUUUUUGAGAGAAAGAGACAGAGCACAAAUGGGGGAGGGGCAGAGAGAGAGAGGGAGACACAGAAUCCGAAGGAAAAUCUGAGCUGUCAGCACAGAGCCCAACAUGGGGCUUGAACCCACAAACUGUGAGAUCAUGACCUGAACUGGAGUCAGAUGCUUAACCAACUGAGCCACCCAGGUGCCCUGGAACCACCUAGAGUUUUUAAAACUGCUGUUCAGUCUUUUGGGUUUAAAGUCUAGAAUUUUUCCAAAGGGAAUUAGACUGUCCUCACUUCAGAUGGACUUCCCAGGUUUGGAUUCUGGUGUCAUUCAUUCUGGAGUAUAAAAAUGCUCCAAAGUAGGGGGGAAGCUUUGAUUUACUUUAAGUCCAGCUGUCUUAGUGUGGAAGCAUACAUGAGGAGAAGGGGCCGUGGGAAGUGUUUGUGCUCUAUGGGAGGUUUAAUUUCCAUCUCAAGGGCUCCUCAGUGAUGAGAGCAUUGUUCCAGCAGUUAAGGAGGGUGUGGGUCUCUCGAUCAGGUAAAGGGGUAGGUCCCUGGGGAACACCACCUUCUAACUCCCAACUCUUUGACCUUACUCUUCUGGAAAUUUCUUAGUGUCCUUUGGAAAUAGAGAUAAGCUGGGACUGCUGGAAAUGAGGAAAUAAGUGCCCUGACAGGGCUGUUUCCAUCUACCUUCUACAAGAAGAAUGGCUUAGUUAAGAUGUCAGAAGGAAUGCUUUUGUUGUAAAACAACAACAACAACAAAAAAACAAAAACAAAAAGAAAAAACAAAACAAAACAAAAACCAAAAACCAAACCAGAAGGCCCUUCUAGAGAUUGGUUUUGAUGAGCUAAGGGCUGAUAACAGAUAUGGAAUGGGGUAUAUUUUAGGAGGACAAAAACAUAACUUCUACUUUUGAACAAAAAUCGCUAUGGCUUGUUAGUGUGAAGAUGGUAAAUCAAGAAAGUAGGAGUUUAAAGAUUUUAUUUGAAGUUAGGUUUAUGGCAUCAUUCAUGUUUAUAUUUACGAUGCUUUUAUAGCACUCCAGGCUCUUGAAGAGAAUUAGAAAGCUGCAGGAAAGUUGAAGAGAAAAAAGUAGUCUGCAUUUUUAUUGUCCAAGGACAAUCAUUGUUAAUAUUUUGGCAUUUUGGUGUAUUUCCUCAUCUUUUUUUCUUCUCCCAAUAGAGUUGUAAAUAGAGGUCUUUUAGCAUGCACAGUUCAUCUGGUAGCUCGAAUGGAAUAUAAAUGUCAGUUGUGUAUUUUCUGCGAAGAGCAGCUUUUGGAAUACACUUGAGUUAGCUCUGCACUUGAGAGCUUAUCACUGGAUUCUGACUUACUGCUGAGUCUUUUUACAUUGAGCCGGACAUGAAUAGGUCCUGAGAAAUAAUGAACCGAAAUCUACUUUUUGUUAGGCCUCUGCACUUGGGUUGACGAACUACAGAAAAUAGCUAUUUGAUAGGUGGCUCUGCAGGUUGUGAGGUUUUCAGAUUUUAAAAAAGUGAAUAGCUUAUUGAUGUGCAAUCAAGAAUCUUUGUUUGUUUUUUUCCCCCUGAUAACGCAGGGAAGUGGAAAGUUGACAUUCGGGAAUUAGGUCAUGGCUGUUACUCACCGUGGCAGUCAGAUACUUGUUCUGCUUAGAUAGAAUUUGCCUGAUGGAACUGGAUCUAGGAUAUUAAACAUUAGUAUCCUAGUUAUCAAGGAAUCACUUAAGUCAGCGAUUCUUAUUUUUUUAGUGUUUGGUUGAAUGCAGACUUUUAAGAAAGCUUUUCUCCUUUUGAUGAUGAUUAGGAUUAUACUAUUAGCAUGUCAGUGAAUAUAUUUAAGGUGUGUGGGAGAGGAGAUACCUGAAUCUGUUCGGUAACAGGCUACUUUUGGGGGAAAUCUGCCUGUCCCUCUGAUUAGUGCCUACUACGUUCAUUAUGGAUCAGAGAUGUUCUGUUGGGGGACCUAAGCUCAAUGGUCAUCAAGCACAGACUUUCUAAAAAUACCGUAACUUGUUCUAUUUAUUGGCUUUCUCAGGUGUGUAAAAGCUGCUCACCAGUUCCUCAUGCUUAUGUGAGCCAGGGCCAUGUUGGGGGCUCUGAGAGUGGGGUAGAGUCUUCCUUGGCUCUUUGUCCCAUGGGGCUGGCAUGAGACCAUCUCUGAGGGACAGGUGAGGGCUGAAGCUUGCCCAACCGGAGCCCCUCUCCUAGCUCCUUUCCCCCAGAUGAGCUUGGAGCCUUUCAUUGCCAGCUCUUGGCCGGGGUGCUCCCAUUCCAGCUGGCCAAAGAGAAUGCUUGGGCCAGGUUGGGGUGCUUAAUGGAUUUUACAUACUCCUACAGGCAAAAAAAAAAAAAAAAAAAAAAAAAAGCC
Messenger RNA from Puma concolor (puma), 5052 nucleotides. The record is from RefSeq and is a predicted model, not a curated record. Lineage: Eukaryota; Metazoa; Chordata; Mammalia; Carnivora; Felidae.